AAAGAACACUGUGCUUUGCUGUAGCAAAAAAUACGGUCGUUGCUUUUUCACUCAAAAGCAAAGUUCUUAUUACUAAAAUCUUAGUAAAAUUAUUAAUUUUGAGAGUGUUUCUUUAAAAUUGAAAAAUCAAGAUGACGCAGUGGUGGGAGGUAAUAAAUCCAAAAGUGUCUGGAAAAAAAGGGAUUCCUUACAAUCGUAUAGAUGUUUGGUUACGUAGAAGGGAUGUUUGGCCUUUUGCAUUAGUGAUGUAUCCUAUUGUUCUCACAGCUUUGUGUCACUUGACUUUAGUAAAGAACAAUUUUAAAAAAGAUUUAAUUGACCUUUCAAAUCAUUUCGGAGCUUAUUUACCUUUUAUCCUAUAUGGAUUAAUGAUUGUGUUGGUAUUCACUCAUAUAGUAGUCCAUCUGGCAACAUAUUGGAGCUCUUCUUGGUGUCUUUUAAUGGGUUUCACAUCCAAGCUAGAAAAUGCAGAUCGGUUUACACAUAUUUUAGUGAAACCUUUGCAAGAAUAUGAAAAAUCCGUUUUAUGCCCCGUAGUGAUGGAAACCAAGGAAGACGGCACUGUAAUUAAAAAAAUUGAAUAUUUCAAGAAAUGGUAUACUGUUGAUUCGAAUUACAAUUUACAUCCUUUGUAUUUCCCUUGUAAUAAAUCCUUUCAAUUUUAUAAUACAUUGAUAAAACAUCCAACCGGAUUAACAAAAAAAAAUGUAGUUGCUUUACAUAAUCGUUACGGAAUUAACAAUUUUGAUAUUGAAUUACCAUCCUUCAUGGAAUUAUUCAAACAGCACCUGGUCGCACCUUUCUUUGUUUUUCAAAUUUUCUGUGUUGUUCUUUGGUUUCUCAACGAAUAUUGGGGUCAUCCAUUAAUGACAUUAGCGUUACUUGUAUUUUUGGAAGUUCAGCUGGUUUUUAAAAGACUACUUGAGUUAAAACAACUUCAUGAUAUGCGUUUAAAUCCGCAUUAUGUCAAUGUUUGGAGAAAUGGAAGAUGGGAGUCUCUUUUAUCUGACGCCUUGGUUCCUGGUGAUCUUAUGGCAUUACCUCGUCAAGAGUUUUCUUCGAGUGGCAAGUCUACUGAAAAGAAACUUGAAUUUAUUUGCCCAUGUGAUGCCUUACUCGUUUCGGGGGCCUUAAUGAUGAAUGAAUCAACAUUAACGGGUGAAUCCAUUCCUCAGUGCAAAAUUCCAUUGACCAUUACUGAAGAAAAUCAGAAAGAUAUGCUUGAUAUGAAAAGUUACCAUAGACAACAUAUACUCUACGCGGGUACCACAGUGAUAGUUUGUAAACCCAACAUCGCUUCUACUUUGAAAUCAACACAUUGUCCAGUACCAGUCAACACAGCAGCUUGUUGUAUUGUUUUAAGAACGGGAUUCAAUACAACACAAGGAAAAAUUGUUCGCACUGUAUUGUUUACGUCUGAAAGGGUGACAGGAGAAAACAAGGAAGCAAUGUUAUUCUUGUUGAUUCUUUUUUUUUUUUCUUUACUGGCUAGUGGUUAUGUUUUGUGGAAUUGGUGGGAUGAUGUGUUUAUAUUGAAGAACCAAUCAUCGCGUUCCUUUCAUAAACUUUUAUUAAAUUGCAUUAUGAUCAUAACGUCAGUUGUUCCUCCAGAAUUCCCAAUAACAAUGUCCAUGGCAGUCACACUUUCGUUGGCAGAAUUGUGUAAAAGAAAAAUUUUUUGUACUGAACCCUUUCGACUUCCUCAUGCGGGUCAUGUAACGGUUUGCGCAUUUGAUAAGACGGGAACAUUAACGUCGGACAAUAUGAAAAUUUGUAGUGUUGUGCUUCUACCUGCAAAGGAUGAAGCAGUUGAUACUAUUAAAGAAGCAAUUUCCAAUAGAGAUACUGUGUCUUUAUUGGCUGGGCAACGAAAACAUGACAUUCCCUUUAGUACCUGCGCUAUUUUAGCUGCGUGCCAAUCGCUUGUGUUAUUACCGGAUAAACAAUUAGCUGGCGACCCAGUCGAAAUAGCUUCUAUGACAUAUACUGGUCCAUGGAGAUUUAAAGAUCAUCAUUCAAUACAUUUUAGUGAUGCCGAAUUCCCGAACACUUUAAAAAUUCUACGCAGAUUUCCUUUUUCAUCUGAAUUGCGGCGGAUGACAGUUCUUGUGCAACAUACUGGAAUUCCUUUUAAAACUCAAGUUUGUACAACCAAUGACCGCAUUCCGUUGCAAAGUUGCACAUCAUUUUCAUUCAGUCCAAGUUGUUAUGUUUUAAGUAAAGGAAGUCCUGAAACUAUUCGAAAUUUCUUAGCGAUCGUGCCGCAGUACUAUGAUGAAGUUUUACAGGUUUUAAAUCGUAAUGGCUAUAGAGUCAUAGCUUUAGGUUAUAAAAAACUUUGUGACAUAAAGGAUUCCGAAAAUUUUCUGCAAAUGUCUCGUGCAACUCUGGAAAGUUCUUUAACAUUCGGAGGUUUUCUUGUGCUACUUUCCUCUAUUAAACCGGAUACGGCGGCCUGUUUAAAAAAGUUAAUCAUGUCGUCUUAUCGCCUCAUUAUGAUCACGGGGGAUAAUAUUUUGACGGCUUGUCAGAUAUCUACAGACGCUGGAUUAGUUGCUGCUAACAAAUGUGUCGGUGACACAUACCGCAUUCUUCAAAAAGUAACCAAAAAUUCAAAUGACACCUUGUCAAUGUAUUGGUCAUGUCGUGAUAAAAUCAAUACAUUCGAAACACAUUCAAACGACCAGCUUGUACAAGCAUUCAACAAGUAUAUUUUGUGUUUAGAUGGAGCUGGUGUCACCGUUCUACAGAAUACUUUAUCUUUAAAAAAUUUUGGUUUCACUGUCAAAAUGAUAACAAUAUUUGCUCAAAUGGCUCCACGUCAAAAAGAAUUGAUUAUUAAUACAUUAAAGCAAGAAAAAUUCUUUGUUUUAAUGUGUGGUGAUGGAACUAAUGACGUUGGUGCGCUGAAAGCUGCUCAUAUUGGUAUUUCGUUGUUAAGUGGAGAAGACGUAACAAAAACUAUAACUUCUAGUACAAAAGCAUCCAAAGCGACGGCCCCGAAAGCUUUAGCAGAAGUUCCAUCAUUUAUACAACGACUUCAGGCGUAUGAAACUGAAAAUUCGCCCGACUUUUUUUUGCCAACCUUAGGUAUCGCAUCUUACGCGUCAGCAUUCACAUACAAAGGCUCCACCAUACGAUGUGUUCCAACCAUUCUUCGUUACGGUCGUGCUACAUUAGCAACGGUUAUGAUGUCUUAUAAAACAAUUGCAAUCAAUGCUCUUAUUACUGCUUUUUCUCUUUCGGUAUUAACUUUGGACGGUGUCAAGUUGGGUGAUUUCCAAACCACGGUUGAAAAUUUUUUUAUGUCUUUCUUGGUUUUCAUUUGCUCAAAAGCCAAGCCAACAAAAGAUCUUUCAACGGAGAAACAACAAACUCGACUCUUUUCUUCCGCAGUCCUCAUUUCUAUUUUCGGUCAAUCCUUUGUUCAUUUGCUAUGUUUGUUAAUUGGUUGGAAAAUGACAACGCAAUUACGUCCAACUGAUUAUCAAAGAAACCUUGAUGGGGAAUUCUCUCCUAAUCUUACUAAUACAGUCAUUUUUUACAUACUAGCAGCUUCUCAUGGUUCAACAUUCUUAGCUAACUACACAGGUCCUCCGCAUAUGAUUCCCUUGACGAAAAACCGUUUAUUCUUUCGCGGUUUAGUUUUUUUCUUUGCCAUGAUUGCAAUUACAACAUUAGAAAUUUUCCCUCCGUUAAAUCAUAUGUUCUCACUCGUACUACUUCCCUCACAUAAGUUCAAAAUCUACGUAUUCUCGCUUUUGACCUUUGAUGUGACAUGUUCCUUUCUCAUCGGGCAAAUUUUUUCAUAAUUGUAAAAACAAGUUAGAUUGUUUUUUUUAAUCACCUCAAAUAAUGGCAACCACUUUUUUAUAAUUACUUUUAUGACUCAAAAUGUUAUUUUGAAAACAAAAGUAUUUUCAUUAAACGUUUUCUUACUUUAACUAAAGCUAAAAGUAAUCACUGCCUGAUAGGAUUUUAAAAAACACAACCCUGCUGGUUGACUAGUUUUUUUUGAACCAUUUAAAUUAGCAAGAUAUUCUUAAUACUGUAACUUACACAAAAACUUUAGAAAAA
Messenger RNA from Hylaeus volcanicus, 4077 nucleotides. RefSeq lists its product as uncharacterized. Gene Ontology annotation, molecular function: nucleotide binding; P-type ion transporter activity. Bases 132 to 3812 code for a protein of 1226 amino acids. NCBI's taxonomy places the organism in Eukaryota, Metazoa, Arthropoda, Insecta, Hymenoptera, Colletidae. The transcript has 33 exons. The record is from RefSeq and is a predicted model, not a curated record. Gene Ontology annotation, biological process: intracellular calcium ion homeostasis. Gene Ontology annotation, cellular component: endoplasmic reticulum membrane.